This is a messenger RNA of Diospyros lotus (date-plum), 1618 nucleotides long. Its product is annotated as probable WRKY transcription factor 11. Gene Ontology annotation, biological process: regulation of DNA-templated transcription. Lineage: Eukaryota; Viridiplantae; Streptophyta; Magnoliopsida; Ericales; Ebenaceae. Gene Ontology annotation, molecular function: sequence-specific DNA binding; DNA-binding transcription factor activity. The record is from RefSeq and is a predicted model, not a curated record. The transcript is spliced from 3 exons. Bases 129 to 1157 code for a protein of 342 amino acids.
UCUCCAAAGCUUCACACCAGCUCCCAUCCCUUCCUUCCUUCCAUGGCCGCCUGAUUUUUCCACACAAAUCUAUCUCUCUCUCUCGCUCUCUAGAUUAAUCAUAGAUACAUCUUAAAAAGGGAGUUUCGAUGGCGGUGGAGAUGAUGGGGUUCGGGAAGAUGGAGGAGCAGAUGGCGAUACAAGAGGCGGCUUCGGCUGGGUUGAAGAGCAUGGAGCAUCUAAUUCGUAUUAUGUCUCAACGCUCUCACCACACCCAACCGCAGUUUACUUCUAGUUCUAAUCAUCAGUUGGAUUGCAGAGAACUCACCGAUUUCACCGUCUCCAAGUUCAAGAAGGUCGUCCCCGUGUUGAACCGGACCGGCCACGCUCGAUUCCGCCGCGGACCGACUUGUCCUUCCUCGUCUUCGACUUCGGCUACGUCUCAGUCUCAGAUCCAGACCCUCGCAACGGCACCGCCCGCACAGGCUCCGGCGAGCUUUGCGCAGUCGCAGCCGCAACCGCAAACGCUGACUCUUGACUUCACCAAGCCGAAUCUGAUGAAUCCGAGCCCCAAAGGCAGCGAGGUGGUGGUCUUGCCGAGUCAGUUCACGAAGGAGACCUUCAGCAUAUCCCCGCCGAUGUCGUCGACAAACUCCUCGUUCAUGUCAUCGAUCACGGCCGAUGGAAGCGUUUCCAACGGGAAACAAGGAUCGUCGCUCUUCUUGUCCCCUGCGCCGGCGCCGGCUUCUUCCGCCGGUAAGCCGCCGCUCUCGAACUCUUCCUACCGGAAGAGGUGCCACGAGCACGAUAACUCCGACAACGUCUCCGGCAAGCUUUCUGGCUCCGGCCGCUGUCACUGCCACAAGAAAAGGAAAUCUCGGGUGAAGAAAGUGAUCAGAGUCCCGGCGAUAAGCUCGAAGGUCGCUGAUAUUCCGCCGGACGAGUACUCUUGGAGGAAGUACGGCCAAAAGCCGAUCAAGGGGUCACCAUACCCACGGGGGUACUACAAGUGCAGUAGCGUGAGAGGCUGUCCGGCGAGGAAGCACGUGGAGAGGGCGACCGAUGAUCCGGCGAUGCUGAUCGUGACAUACGAGGGAGAGCACCGUCACUCCCACGGCGCCGCUCCGGAGAACGUGGCCGGCGGCAUGGUGGAUUUUGUGUUCGAGUCAACGUUAUAAAAAAAAAAAAAUAGAAGAAAAAGGUAGAAGAAGAAGAAGAAGAAGAAGGGGAGGCUUUUGUAAUAUUGGAAUAGUUGAGGUGGCUUGCUGUAAAUGUUUGGUUGGUUAGUCCUAAAAUCAAAUUAAACUCUGGAACAUGCUCUGGCGUCUGGAUCUUUUCGUCGUGGCCCCUGUUAUUUGAUAUAUUUACUACUACUUUUUUUUUGGGUCUAUUUUUAGACAAAAUUCAAGAGGCCAAGGGCUAGAAGUGUAAAUUCAGAAUAUGGCCAUAAAUCAAGGAAGGGGUCCUUCCGUGAAGGUUCCGUUGUUUAGAAAGUCAAAAGUGGUGGUUGGGUUUGGGUCAUUAAUUAUGUUGAAUAUAUAUUCCAUUCAACUCCACAAAUAGCAAGAAAGAAAGGAUUUGUUGACCCCUCUGCAGUCAAAACAUAUUCAAAGAUUAGAAUAUAUGACGAUUGAUUGCA